Molecule: messenger RNA, 4461 nt
Organism: Aspergillus wentii DTO 134E9
Lineage: Eukaryota; Fungi; Ascomycota; Eurotiomycetes; Eurotiales; Aspergillaceae
Product: putative xanthine dehydrogenase HxA
Exons: 4
Coding region: 115-4188 (1357 amino acids)
Molecular function (GO): 2 iron, 2 sulfur cluster binding; oxidoreductase activity; FAD binding
Source: RefSeq, a predicted model, not a curated record
GUCGAUGGAUGCAACGUUCGACGAUUAUUGAAGCUAUAGCAUCGAAGCUCUCUAUCCCCGGCUAGGUCAGCGCUCAUUGUGGCCACCUAGCUCUGAUACAACACUCCUUUCAACAUGGCGCCUGGUAUCAUAGAGCCAACGAGCAUUGUGGCCACGGCUAAUAAAGCCGUCUCUCUGGCUCAGCUUACCGAGGAAUGGGACGAUACUAUUCGUUUUUAUCUCAACGGCACGAAGGUGGCGGUUGAUUCUGUCGGUCCUGAGGUCACCCUUUUGGAAUAUUUAAGGGGAAUAGGAUUGACAGGGACAAAACUGGGAUGUGCAGAAGGAGGCUGUGGUGCUUGCACUGUGGUUGUCUCGCAAAUAAACCCAACGACCCAAAAGCUAUACCACGCAUCCGUUAAUGCCUGCCUUGCCCCGCUGGUUAGUGUGGAUGGGAAACAUGUCAUCACAGUCGAGGGAAUCGGGAACGCGAAGAAUCCACAUGCCAUCCAACAGCGUAUCGCUGUUGGUAAUGGAAGUCAGUGCGGCUUUUGCACUCCGGGUAUUGUGAUGAGUCUCUAUGCCCUAUUACGCAACAACCCACGCCCGUCAGAGCAUGCUGUGGAAGAAGCUUUCGAUGGCAAUUUGUGUCGCUGUACUGGAUAUAGACCUAUACUCGAUGCUGCUCAGAGCUUCAAUGCAUCUAAUAGCUGCGGACAGUCUACCGCAAAUGGUGGAGGGGGUUGCUGCAAGGAGAAACAAAAUGGAGGGUGCUGCAAGGGAUCCUCGGGCGCCAAUGACGAGCAGGGCGUUUCAGCGAAGUUCACACCACCCGAUUUCAUUCCAUACAGCCCAGACACAGAAUUGAUCUUCCCCCCGCACCUCACAAAGUAUGAGUUCCGGCCAUUGGUUUUUGGUAACAAGAGGAAGAAGUGGUAUAGGCCGAUUAAUUUGCAACAGCUCCUGGAGAUAAAGAGUGUUCAUCCUUCAGCAAAGCUCAUUGGAGGAAGUACCGAAACCCAGAUCGAAGUCAAGUUCAAGGCAAUGAGAUAUGAGGCUUCGGUUUAUGUUGGUGAUAUUCCAGAGCUACGCCAGUACUCAUUCCACGACGACUUCUUGGAGAUUGGCGCCAACGUUUCGUUAACGGACCUUGAAACAAUUUGCGACAAAGCUCUUGAGAGAUAUGGACCAGUGCAAGGUCAACCAUUUAAUGCCAUCAAAAAGCAACUUCGAUACUUUGCUGGAAGGCAAAUUCGUAAUGUUGCUUCGCCGGCUGGAAAUUUGGCUACCGCAUCGCCCAUUUCAGACCUGAAUCCAGUGUUUGUAGCCACCAAAACGGUCCUCACUGCCAAAUCACUGGACAAAGAAACCCAGAUCCCUAUGGACCAGUUCUUCAAGGGGUACAGAGCCACCGCACUUCCUCCGGAUGCUAUUAUAGCAAGCCUCCGUAUUCCUAUCUCACAAAAGAAGGGGGAAUACAUUCGAGCUUACAAGCAAUCAAAGAGGAAGGAUGAUGACAUUGCUAUAGCCAAUGCUGCUUUGCGUGUGGAACUCUCGCCGUCCAACGAUGUUCUGAGUGUGAAUCUGGUUUUCGGAGGGCUGGCACCAAUGACAGUUUCUGCACGGAAUGCCGAGUCUUACAUCAUUGGCAAGAAGUUCACCAACCCUGCCACACUCGAAGGCACGAUGAUUGCGUUGGAGAAAGACUUCAACCUAGCAUUUGGUGUUCCAGGUGGUAUGGCGACAUACCGCAAAUCUCUCGCCUUGGGGUUCUUUUAUCGAUUUUACCAUGAUGUACUGUCCGGGCUUGAGGUCAAGGGCACUGACAUUGAUCAAGAUAUAGUAACAGAGAUUGAAAGAGCUAUCUCAUCGGGGAAGAAAGACGAGGAACCAUCGGUAGCCUAUCAACAAAGGGUUUUAGGGCAGGCUACUCCGCAUGUUUCUGCGCUGAAGCAGGCCACUGGAGAAGCUCAAUAUACCGAUGAUAUUCCAGUGCAGCAAAACGAGCUUUUUGGUUGUCUCGUUCUCUCGACCAAGGCUCAUGCUAAGCUCAUCAGCGUCGAUCCAACAGCAGCGCUUGAUAUUCCUGGUGUCUAUGGAUAUGUGGAUCAUCAAGACCUUCCCAACGCAGAGGCCAACUGGUGGGGUGCACCAAAAAAAGAUGAGGUAUUCUUUGCGGUGAACGAGAUUACCACCGCUGGGCAGCCCAUCGGUGUGAUCCUUGCAAAGACGGCCAAAAUCGCCGAGGAGGGCUCGAGAGCUGUAAAGGUUGAAUACGAAGACCUGCCACCAAUCCUUACAAUCGAAGAAGCGAUCGAGGCGGGGUCUUACUUCGCACACUACCCGUUCAUAAAAUGCGGUGAUACUGAGAAGGCCUUUAAGCAGGCAGAUCAUGUCUUCACCGGUGUUUCGAGAAUGGGUGGCCAAGAGCAUUUCUAUCUCGAAACUCAAGCUUGUGUAGCUAUUCCGAAGCCUGAAGAUGGUGAAAUGGAGAUUUGGAGUAGCACUCAAAAUCCCACGGAAACACAAACAUUUGUUGCUCAAGUUACUGGUGUCGCAUCCAAUAAAAUUGUUUCUAGGGUGAAGCGCUUGGGUGGUGGCUUCGGUGGUAAAGAAUCACGAUCGGUUCAACUUGCGGGAAUUUGUGCAGCUGCAGCUGCAAAAACAAGACGAACAGUUCGAUGCAUGCUUAAUCGGGAUGAAGAUAUCGCCUCUUCGGGUCAACGCCAUCCAUUCCUUUGUCACUGGAAAGUUGGAGUGACCAAAGAGGGGAAGCUCCUUGCUCUUGAUGCCGAUGUCUACGCUAAUGGUGGCCACACACAGGAUCUCUCUGGCGCAGUUGUGGAGAGAUCUCUAUCACACAUCGAUGGGGUAUAUAAUUUCUCAAAUGUCAAUGUCCGCGGCCGUAUUUGCAAGACGAAUACCGUUUCGAAUACCGCGUUCCGUGGCUUUGGUGGUCCGCAGGGCCUAUUCUUCGCCGAAUGUAUCGUGUCGGAGCUGUCAGAUCAUCUCAACAUUCCCGCCGAAGAAUUACGCGCCAAAAACAUGUAUAAGCCUGGAGACAAGACCCAUUUCAACCAGGAGCUCAAGGACUGGCAUGUCCCGUUGAUGUAUAACCAGGUGUUAGAGGAGAGUUCCUACAAUGAGCGUCGUCAAGCCGUGGAAGAAUACAACAAGAACCACAAAUGGUCAAAACGUGGGAUGGCUAUUGUUCCGACUAAAUUCGGCAUCUCUUUCACAGCUUUGUUCCUGAACCAAGCUGGUGCUUUGGUCCAUAUUUAUCACGAUGGAAGCGUCCUGGUUGCGCACGGUGGCGUUGAGAUGGGGCAAGGUUUACAUACCAAGAUGACUAUGAUUGCAGCAGAGGCACUGCAGGUUCCUCAGGCCGAUGUAUUCAUCUCAGAAACGGCUACCAACACAGUUGCAAACACGUCCCCUACCGCUGCCUCUGCAAGCUCAGAUCUUAAUGGAUAUGCUGUCUUCAAUGCGUGCGCGCAGAUUAAUGAGCGUCUUCAGCCAUAUCGUGAAAAGAUGCCUAAUGCUCCCAUGAAAGAUCUGGCCCAUGCAGCUUACUUCGAUCGAGUCAAUCUUUCUGCGCAAGGAUACUACCGCACACCCGAGAUUGGUUAUGUAUGGGGUGAAAAUAAGGGCCAGAUGUUUUUCUAUUUCACUCAGGGUGUAACAGCUGCUGAGGUAGAAAUCGAUACACUGACUGGUGACUGGACACCCUUGCGAGCGGAUAUCAAAAUGGACGUUGGCCGCAGUAUAAACCCGUCCGUGGAUUAUGGCCAGAUAGAAGGGGCUUUCAUUCAGGGCCAAGGUCUUUUUACCACGGAGGAGAGUCUCUGGCAUCGCGCCUCGGGUCAAAUCGCCACCAAAGGCCCGGGGAACUACAAGAUCCCUGGGUUCAGAGAUAUCCCCCAGAUCUUCAACGUCAGUCUUUUGAAGGAUGUGGAGUGGGAGAAUCUCCGCACAAUCCAGCGCUCGCGAGGAGUUGGGGAGCCGCCACUCUUUAUGGGAAGUGCUGUUUUCUUCGCCAUACGGGAUGCUUUGAAAGCUGCGCGGAAGCAGUGGGGAGUUGAUGAGGUCCUCAAAUUGCAAAGCCCAGCCACACCGGAACGGAUCCGGGUCAGCUGUGCUGAUCCUAUCAUUGAGAGGGCGAGAGUGGCCCCUAAGGAGGGCGAGAAGAGCUUUUUUGUUUCGAUUUGAAUGGCGGGAGAUUGACGGUAUCAUUAACUACUCGGGGUAUCUUUUGGUUAUUCAUUAUGAUUUUAUAGCGAUCAAACAUCAUCUACGACCUUUUAUGCAUCUGGAGCACGUCCAGUCUGUUAUCAUUGCAGGGCUUCCUGUCAUCUUUUGCCAUAUGCUAUUGUCAUUUAGGUUUUCUGAAGAGCUACUGCCUUAUACCAGUGCUAAUACAUGCAUUUUCGGACAUGGAUCUAUUUAUUAGGUUAUAAUAAUUGCAUUGACAGUUUCCAUACA